Molecule: messenger RNA, 7862 nt
Organism: Ictalurus furcatus (blue catfish)
Lineage: Eukaryota; Metazoa; Chordata; Actinopteri; Siluriformes; Ictaluridae
Product: teneurin-3-like
Exons: 26
Coding region: 160-7665 (2501 amino acids)
Biological process (GO): neuron development; heterophilic cell-cell adhesion; signal transduction
Cellular component (GO): membrane; neuron projection
Molecular function (GO): protein heterodimerization activity; calcium ion binding; protein homodimerization activity
Source: RefSeq, a predicted model, not a curated record
CCGCUGACCAAUCAGAAGUUCCAGAGCACGUCGGAGUGUGUGCAGCUGCAGGAGAACUGGGUUCUGGGCACUAGCGUGGGGCUGCAGAGCAGGCACUUCCUGUUAAAGACUGGCACUGGCUCUGCCUCCCUCUUUGCCACGCCCACUCCAGGCUUCACCAUGGCAACAGGGGCAGUGUACUGCCCACCGGCACGCCCCUUUCUCCGAAACAAGCUGUCCAGGGGUGCGUUCCAAUUCAACAAAUCACCAAAACACUGCUCCUGGAAGUGCACUGCUCUGAGUGCAGUGGGCGUGGCCACGCUGCUGUCAAUCAUACUCUGCUACUGCAUAGUGAUGCAUGUGUUUGGACUGAACUGGAAGCUGAAGGACGUUCACACACACUCGUUUGAGAACGGUCGUGUUUCCUCCGUCACCUCGUCCACCAGCACUCUCAACACUCUCAACACACACAACACACACGGAGCUCACGCUGCACGCUUUAAACAUCCGUACAGUCCUUUAAAUAACGCUUCUGACUGUUUCAUCCGGCUGAUCCGUGACCACGCCCACUCCACGCCCACUCCACGCCCGCUCCUUAUCUUCUCCUCCGCUUCUCCUCCGUCUAACAGACUCGGGCUUCAGGAUAACUCGGAGUGGAAGAAACACACUUCCUGUUACAAAAGACGAAAUGCAUUCAUCUGCCGCUUAUCACUAACUCACAACGGGUGUGUGUGUGUGUGUGUGUGUGUGUGUGUGUGUGUUACAGGCAGGACUGACCCUGGGCAGGACUCGGGGCAGGUGCAGGUGGGGCAGCAGGUGAGUUCCUCGGUCGUCCCAGGGCUUUUCUGGAGGUGUAACGUCAUCCUGGAGCAGUCACAGUUUCUCAAGUUCAACAUCUCCAUCCAGAAGAACGCUCUGAUAGGAGUGUACGGGAGGAAAGGACUCCCACCCUCACACACACAGUAUGACUUUGUGGAGCUGCUCGACGGCAGCCGUCUGAUUUCCCGGGAUGCGGAGGUCAGGGACGGCAUGGAGAGCCCGGUCAGCGUUCACUGUGCUGGAUUUAUUCAGUAUCUUCAUGCUGGAGUUUGGCAUCUCGCUUUUUAUAACGAUGGACUAAAUCUGGAACCUGUCUCAUACAACACUACGGUUCUGGAUUCAGUAAUGGAGUGUCCACACAACUGCUUCGGAAACGGAGAGUGUGUAUCCGGUGCCUGUCGCUGUUUCCCAGGAUUCCUCGGGCCGUACUGCUCUCAGGCUGCCUGCCCUGUAUUGUGCAGUGGUAAUGGAGAUUACAGCAGGGGGCGCUGUCACUGCUACAGCGGCUGGAAGGGGACGGAGUGUGACGUCCCCAUCGCUCAGUGUGUGGAUGCCCAGUGUUCGGGUCACGGCGUGUGUGUGUCCGGAGUGUGUGUGUGCAACCGUGGAUACAAAGGCGACAACUGCGACGUGGUGGACUGCGUGGACCCGUCCUGUUCGGAUCACGGCUCUUGUCUUCACGGUCGGUGUCACUGUUUUCCGGAAUGGACCGGAUCCAGAUGUGAAUCCGAGGUGUCUGUUUGUCCCGAGCACUGCUCUGGUCGAGGGAUUUUUGAGAACAAGGCGUGUGAAUGCGAACCCAGCUGGACCGGCCCAAACUGCUCCACAGAGGUGUGUGCUGCAGACUGCGGGCCGCACGGUGUGUGUGUCGGGGGUGUGUGUCGCUGCACAGACGGCUGGUCGGGGGUUCGGUGUGAGCAGGAGGAGUGUAAACACCGCUGUGGGGAACAUGGUGUGUGUAGUGAAGGUCAGUGUGUGUGUCAUCAAGGCUGGACGGGAGAACACUGUAACAUCGACAGUUGUCCCGGUCUGUGUAACGGUAACGGCCGGUGUGUUCUGGAUCAGAACGGAUGGCACUGUCUCUGCCAGCCCGGGUGGAGAGGAACGGGAUGUGAUGUCGCCAUGGAAACCAUUUGCUCCGACGGAAAAGACAACGAAGGAGACGGUCUGAUGGACUGCAUGGAUCCGGACUGCUGCAUUCACGCUUCCUGUCAGGAACAGGUUUACUGCCGUGGAGCACCUGACCCUAAAACCGUGGCCCCUCAGCGACCUUUAACCCCCACCAUGACCUUUUAUCAGCGAGUCAGCUUCCUGAUAGCGGCAGGAGGAACUCAUCGACUUCCUGCAGAAAAUCCGUUUAACAGCAGUCUGGUGUCUGUGGUUCGAGGUCAGGUGAUCACGGAGGACGGGACGCCGCUGAUCGGAGUGAACAUCUCGCUGCUGCACGACACGGAACACGGAUACACCAUCACACGCCAGGACGGCAUGUUCGAUCUGCUGGUGAACGGCGGAUCUUCUCUGACUCUGAGUUUCACUCGUGCUCCGUUUCCCAUCAUGCACCGCUCCGUGUGGCUGCCGUGGCGAGUAUUUCACGUGAUGAACCGAUUGGUGAUGAGGCGGGAAGAAAAGGACACGCCCACAUGUGAGCUCAAUGGCCUUGUAAGACCCACCCCACAAAUUGUGACAUCACCACUAUCAAGCUUUUACAGCUCCACCCCUGAGGCCACACCCAUCAUACCUGAGACACAGGUUCUCCACGAGCAGACGGCCGUUCCCGGCAGCGAUCUGAACCUGGUGUAUCUCAGCUCCCGGGCCUUCUCGUACAAACCCGUCCUGAAGGUGAUCAUGACGCAGUCGGUUAUUCCCUUCGGCCUCGCUAAAGUGCAUUUGAUGGUGGCCGUGGAGGGAAGAACGUUCCAGAAGGAGUUUCCGGCGUCUCCGAGACUCUCUUUCACGUUCGUCUGGGAUAAAACCGACGCUUACGGACAAAAAGUGUACGGCCUGGCGGAGGCUGCGGUGUCUGUGGGCUUCGAGUACGAGUCGUGCCUGAGCGUGGUCCUCUGGGAGAGGAGAAGUUCCACACUGCAGGGGUUUGAACUCGACGCCUCCAACAUGGGCGGCUGGACGCUGGAUAAACAUCACAUCCUGGACCUACAGAACGGGAUCCUGUAUAAAGGAAACGGUGAGAAUGUGUUCCUGUCCCAGCUGCCCCCAGUCAUCAGCACCAUCAUGGGUAACGGACGGCGGAGGAGCAUCUCCUGCCCCAGCUGUAAUGCCCCGGCUGGGGGUAACAAGCUGCUCGCACCUGUAGCACUGGCGUGGGGCAGGGACGGAAGUCUGUACGUGGGAGACUUCAACUACAUCAGACGCAUCGAUCAAUCAGGAAAUGUCACCAGCAUCAUGGAGCUCAGUAAUAACCCAGCUCACCGCUACUACCUGAGCUCGGACCCUGUGACGGGACAGCUGUACGUAUCAGACACCAACUCCAGGCGGAUUUACCGGCCCAGGGUGUUGUCCGGCGACGUGGAGCCCCAGGCAAACGUCGAAGUCGUAGCAGGGACUGGGGAUCACUGUCUGCCUUUCGAUGAGAAUCAGUGUGGAGAUGGAGGACCAGCCUCUGAGGCCCUACUCACAGGACCUAAAGGGAUCGCCGUGGACAAAAACGGUCUCAUCUACUUCGUGGAUGGAACAGUGAUUCGCAGAGUGGACCGAAGCGGCAUUAUUACGACCGUCCUGGGGUCAAACGACCUGGCUUCAGCUCGGCCUCUCAGCUGUGACGCCCUGAUGGACAUCCAGCAGGUUUCAUUGGAGUGGCCGACGGAUUUGGCCGUCAGUCCGAUGGACAAUUCUCUGUUCGUGCUGGACGGCAGUGUGGUUUUGCGGAUUACAGAAGAGGGGCAGGUUAGUGUCGCGGCAGGUCGACCUCUUCAUUGUCCGCUGCCCGUCGCUGAACUCUCAGUAACCGAGACCCAGCAUGCCACACACACGCAUCUGGAGUCUCCGAGUGCCAUCGCCGUGUCCUUCACUGGAGCGUUGCACGUCGCCGAAACAGACGAGCGGAAGAUGAGUCGCAUUCGCAGCGUGGCACCAAACGGCGAGAUCACUCACUUGGCUGGGUCACUGUCCGACUGCGACUGCAAAACAGACGUGAACUGCGAUUGCUACCUCACUGGAGACGGUUUUGCUAAAGACGCUCGUCUCAAUGCGCCUUCGUCGCUCGUAGCCGCUCCGGGUGGAACGUUAUACGUUGCCGAUCUCGGAAACAUCCGAAUCCGAGCUAUCGGGACGAACAAACCGCAGUUGAACACACUAGGACUUUAUGAAGUGGCUUCUACAGCAGAACAGGAAGUGUACAUGUUUGACUCGAACGGAACGCACCAGCACACGGCUAAUCUCGUGACUGGAGAUUUUAAAUACAACUUCAGUUACAGCAACGACGGAGAUUUGACCUCCGUGACCGACUGCCAUGGAAACACGCUCCGCAUCCGGAGAGACGCGACUCGGCAGCCGGUCCGAAUCGUGGCACCCGAUAACCAGGUGGUUUGGCUGAACAUCGGCUCCAACGGGGCGCUAAAAAGCCUGGGGACGCAGGGGCGGGACCUCGUGAUGCUCACUUACCAUGGCAGUAGUGGUCUCCUAGCAACCAAGAUCACCUCCAAUGGAUGGACCACCUUCUACGAUUAUGACAGCGAAGGAAAGCUGACCAACGUGACAUUUCCCAGCGGCGUGGUGAUGAGUUUGCACGGUGACUCCGGCGUCGUCGCCACGGUGGAAAUGGAAAACUCUGAGCGAGAAGAAGAAGCCGGGAUUACGGCGAACAGAUCAGCGAUUCAGACCGUCCUUACGCUACAGCAGGAUCAGUUGAAGACGGGCUACGUGGUGGGUUACGACAGCUCUCUGUGGGUUUUAUAUGCAAACGGAUUGAACGCUCAUUUCCAAACCGAACCUCACAUCCUGUGUGGCGCGUCGUCUCCUACGGUGGCUCGAAGGAACGUCACGCUUCCCGAUGACGCCGGACAAAACCUCGUGGAGUGGCGCUUCAGGAAAGAGCAGACUCGCUCUAAAGUCACUGUGUUCGGACGCAAACUACGAGUGAACGGUCGGAACAUCCUGUCUGUCGAUUACGACCGCACGCUGAGGACCGAGCGAAUUUACGACGAUCACCGCAAGUUCCUGCUGAAAAUCGGUUAUGAUGUAACAGGGCAGCCUGCCGUGUGGAUGCCGAGCAGCAAGUUACUGCUGGUGAAUGUGACGCGGAGGAGCAACGGCCAGCUCAGCGCCACCCAGUGGGGAUCUGUAUUAGAGCGAUUCGAGCACGAUGAACAGGGACGCAUUCGCACGCGAGUGUUUCCUGAUGGGAAAACAUGGAGCUACACGUACCUGGAGAAGUCCAUGGUUCUGAUCCUGGCCAGUCAGCGGCAGUUCACCUUCGAGUACGACUCCGAUGGCGAACUUUCGGCCGUUAUCAUGCCCAGCGUCGCUCGCUACACCAUGGAAACGAUUCGCUCCAUAACCUAUUACCGGAAUCUUUAUCAUCCUCCGGAAAGCAACGCAUCUGUAGCCGUGGACUACGGCGAAGACGGACGGCUUCUCCGAGUGCUUCGGACCGGAACGGGGCGGCGGGUGAUUUACCGCUAUCGAUGGAACGACAAAUUAGCUGAAGUUGUGUACGAUAGCACGCGUGUCAGUUUCACGUACGACGAGACGCUCGGCGUGUUAAAGACUGUGAAUCUGCAAAGUGAAGGCUUUAUCUGCACCAUUAGAUACAGACAACUAGGCCCCCUAGUGGACAGACAGAUAUAUCGCUUUAGCGAAGACGGGAUGGUGAGCGCAAGAUUCGAUUACGCGUACGAUGGAAAUCUUCGUGUGAGCAGCAUUCAGGGCGUGAUCAAUGAGACACCACUUCCUAUCGACCUCUACCAGUACGAUGACAUUUCUGGAAAAGUAGAGCAGUUCGGGAAAUUCGGUGUGCUCUACUACGACAUCAAUCAGAUCAUUUCCACCUCUGUUAUGACUUACACUAAACAUUUCGACGGCCACGGACGAAUCCGUGAGAUCCAGUACGAGCUUUUUCGGACGCUGCUCUUCUGGAUCGCGGUUCAGUACGACGAAAUGGGUCGAGUCACGUCAAGAGAGAUGAAAAUCGGACCUUUCGCGAAUGCCACAAAAUACAGCUAUGAAUACGACGUGGACGGCCAGCUGCAGACCGUCUACCUGAACAAAAAACCAACAUGGCGGUAUAGCUACGAUUUAAACGGAAACAUCCACCUUCUCAGCCCGGCGAUCGGCACGCGGAUCCUCCCGUUACGCUACGACCUUCGAGAUCGGAUCACUCGACACGGAGACCUCCAGUACGAGCAGGACGAGGACGGGUUUCUACGCCAGAGAGGAGCCGAAGUCUACCACUACAACUCGAACGGACGGCUCGAGCGUGUUUAUAGUAAAUCCGCUGGCUGGCACAUUCAGCAUCGCUAUGACGGGUUAGGACGGAGAAUUUCAACUAAAUCCAGUUUGGGGCAGCAUUUGCAGUUUUUCUACGCAGACUUGAGCUACCUGAGCCGCAUCACGCACGUCUACAACCACUCGAGUGCAGAGAUCACCUCUUUGUACUACGACCUGCAAGGGCACGUGUUCGCCAUGGAGGUCAGCAGUGGAAAAGAGUUUUACGUAGCUUGUGACAACACCGGCACGCCGCUAGCGGUUUUUGGGAGCGACGGAGCGCUCUUGAAGCAGAUCCACUACACGGCGUAUGGAGAAGUUUACUCCGAUUCGAACCCUGAUCUCCAGCUCGUACUCGGGUUCCAUGGUGGCCUCUAUGAACCACUGACCAAGCUCAUUUACUUUGGGGAGCGGGAUUACGACAUCAUUUCCGGCCGCUGGACCUCCCCAGAUAUCACGUUAUGGGAAACGAUGGGGAAAAAUCCAGCACCGUUUAACCUCUACGCGUUCCGUAACAAUGAUCCCAUCAGCAAAAUUCAGGAUGUAAAAGAGUUUCUCACGGAUGUGAACACCUGGCUGGUUGUAUUUGGGUUUCAUCUCCACAACAGCAUUCCCGGAUUUCCAGUUCCCAAGUCUGGAAUGACUCGAGUGUCUUAUGAACUGGAUAAGAGUAAAGUUUGGGACAAUCUUCCGGCGAUUGGCGUUCAGCAGCAGGUCCUGCGUCAGGCCCAAGCGUUCCUGGCGUUCGACCGGAUGCCACGGUCUCGCAGACCGACCAAACCGUGGCUCUGGUUUGCUCCUAGCGGGUCUCUGAUUGGCCGGGGCAUCAUGAUGGCGCUGUACAAAGGUACGGUGAUAACCCGCGCUAUCAGCAUCGCUAAUGAAGACUGCAUCAAAGUCUCUAACAUCCUCAACGGAGCUCUGUAUCUCAAAGAUCUGCAUUUCACGUUGGACGGACGUGACACGCAUUACUUUGUAAAAACGGGAGCUCCGGAAGCGGACCUGGCUGCACUUCGGCUCGUGACGGGGCGUAAGCAGCUCGAGAACGGCGUCAACGUGAGUGUUUCUCAGUCGACGGCCGCGAUGGGCGGACGCACGCGGCGUUUCGCCGACGUGGAGCUGCAGUGUGGUAUGCUAACCCUUCACGUGCGCUAUGGAGCCUCUCUGGAUGAGGAGAGGGCGCGAGUGCUGGAGUUAGCUCGACAGAGGGCGCUGGCGAGCGCGUGGGCGCGGGAGGCGCAGUGCAUACGGGACGGAGAGGCGGGGACUCGUCUGUGGACGGAGGCAGAGAAGAGGCAGUUACUCAACGGGGGACGAGUGCAGGGAUACGACGGAUAUUACAUUCUCUCGGUGGAACAAUAUCCGGAAUUAUCCGAUAGCAUGAACAACAUUCAGUUCCUCAGACAGAACGAGAUCGGAAAAAGGUAGCAGAGAACUCUCGUUGAUACCUACGAGGAAUUAUUUAUAUGCACAUAUACGGUCCGGUUCUAAAUUCUGAGUGCACCACCACCACACGGCACACUACGGCUGUGUCUCAUAUCACACACUAUGCACUAUACGCUAUAUCAUCGUAUCUAGUAGUGAACUGUGUCUCAAAACGCUAAUGUCUAGUCUUGAUUACUCAU